AUGUCUCCAUCUUUUCAUAUUCGACAAGCUACGCCAGACGAUGUGGCUACCUAUGAGAAAGAACCAGAAUCGGUCAAAGCAACUCCGAAACUCCUGCGCGAAAGUCUUUUCGGCUCCCCAGCUUGCGCCUAUGCAUUGAUUGCGUUUUCGGGUCCUGUGGAAGCGCCAGGUGAACCAAUAGGCCUAGCCCUAUAUUUCUUCAAUUUUUCUACGUGGACGGGCCGACCUGGAUUAUAUCUGGAAGAUCUCUAUGUGAAACCUGACCACAGGGGUGGAGGUGUCGGCAAGGCGUUCUUUGGCCAGCUGGGAAAAAUUGCACAGGAAAAGAAUUGCGCGAGGCUUGACUGGUCUGUCCUCAAGUGGAACAAGCCGUCCAUUGAAUUCUAUGAGAAGGUACUCGGGGCGAAGUCCAUGUCCGAGUGGAUGGGCAUGAGGCUCGAGGAGGAAGGAAUCGCUAAUCUCAAAACGUUUGCUUGA
Molecule: messenger RNA, 477 nt
Organism: Laccaria bicolor S238N-H82
Lineage: Eukaryota; Fungi; Basidiomycota; Agaricomycetes; Agaricales; Hydnangiaceae
Product: diamine N-acetyltransferase
Exons: 6
Coding region: 1-477 (158 amino acids)
Biological process (GO): protein acetylation
Molecular function (GO): N-acetyltransferase activity
Source: RefSeq, a predicted model, not a curated record